This is a messenger RNA of Phytophthora megakarya, 180 nucleotides long. The record is from the annotation of a GenBank genome assembly. Lineage: Eukaryota; Oomycota; Peronosporomycetes; Peronosporales; Peronosporaceae.
AUGGCCAGCGGUUUCUGGGUCGUACCCAUGACGGAUCGGGCUCGCGAGAUCUCAGCAUUUAUCACUCCGUUUGGACUAAUCGAAUGGAGUCACAUGCCUUUUGGUCUUAAGAAUGCCCCGCAGAUUUAUCAGCGCCUCGUAGACAACGCGUCGUAUGGAAUUUUGAAGAUCUCGCGGUAA